GGUAGCGGCUCCAUCUCGCGGGCGGGCGAACCGAUGUAUACGAGGCGAGCGACCUACGACUCGCCGGGCGGGAGAGGCCAUGUCUGUUCUUGCGAUGCGAGUGAGAGGAUCUCCUCGCGAAGCAACGGCAACGCCAUGGGGCAGUGAUAGCAUAGCGAACCGUCGCCUAGCGAUUCAGUCAUCGGCGAUAGAUAUCAUUGUUGGCCAGUUACUAUUCGAUUGGUGCUCUUACAGAUCCAUAUGGUCUCGACAAUCGCGCUGUUCCUCUCCGCCUCCAGCUACUUACUUCGGCAUAAGGUGCUCCGAGUUGACGAAUUCCAGGUCGUUUCCGAUGGGCUGGGUUGUUCCUUGCCGCUGUAAUGGCGAACUGUCAGGUUAUUAUCCGUGUCAUCUUACUAUUCGUGCUCAGCCUGCUGCAUGCACAGGGUAUCUACAGUUGGACGUCGAGGGGACUGUUCUAGGAAUCCGAGGGACGAUGGCAUAUGGAGCAACUUCUUCUGUUUAUCUUUUUGGACAACAACUUUACAUGCUUCCGAAGACUCUAACUGAAGGUACAUACAUACAUACCUAUAUGAGGUAUCCAUGCCAAAAUAAAGUCAAGUACGUCAUGGAUUGGAUCCAUACCCAGCUUGGCCAUGAACCAACAUUCUCUCAAAAGCUUGGCGCCCCUUCCCUCUAAACUUCUGUGUUUUUUCAUCAAGACGAUGUUCAGAUGCAGUCUAUGCGCACGCACAUAUGGCGCUUAGCGUUUCCAAAUGGUUGUGAAGCUCAACACUUUUGAUAAACACUUUGUGCUCUUUAUGUGGUGAUGCACGUUCUUAAUAUGCAUUAUGUUUCACAUCUGACCAAUUUUUGUGACAUGAUUAGUGUCUCGUGGCAUAUUGUUUUUAGGGAAAUGAAGGAGAUCAGAUAAAUUUUCUCGACAAAGCCAAGCAUGUUUUUAAAGUCAUGUAAGGUGGUAGCAUGUAAGGAUCUUCAGUCACUAUUUUUGCAGCAUGUUCUGGAUGUAAAUCGGAUGCCUGAUGCCAUGUAUAAUAGAAUACAAAUACACAGAGGUUUCAGCCAAUUUGUUUUCAUGCAAAACAGUAGGAAUUUCUCCUUACUGCAUGUAUUUAUAAUAUUUUCAAUGAGUCUAUACAAACUUGGUUUGUAUCAGAAAACAUUCGUUGAGCAGAACAGUUACAUAUAUAGGUGGCCUUUUGUGAUGUUAGUCUCGGUUAAUUCCUGAAAUGGACAGUGAUGGCCAUCUAAA
This is a messenger RNA of Triticum aestivum (bread wheat), 1252 nucleotides long. RefSeq lists its product as uncharacterized. The record is from RefSeq and is a predicted model, not a curated record. NCBI's taxonomy places the organism in Eukaryota, Viridiplantae, Streptophyta, Magnoliopsida, Poales, Poaceae. The transcript is spliced from 6 exons. The coding region runs from base 80 to 679 and encodes 199 amino acids.